UCUUGGCUUAAUAUUGUGAUGGAAUCUGAUUCCAUAAAAAAAUAUAUAAAAAAAAAAACAAAAAUAUCAAUUGGGUAAGUACCCCUAUUAUAUUUCCAUUUUAUAAUGUUGGAAAAGAAAUCUUGAUUCCUUAGUCAAGAACAGGGUUUUCCUCUAGAAGGAGCAAAAUGGUUAUCUCAAGAAAUGGAAAAACCGAGCACGAUGACAGUUCAGAGUAUGAUAGAAAAAGUGAAGUUCAUGCCUUUGAUGAUUCAAAGAUGGGGGUAAAAGGACUAUUAGAUUCUGGUGUCACAAAGUUACCACGUAUAUUCUUACACAACGAGUAUGUGAGUGAAAAGAAAUCUGACCCUGAUGUUAUUAGUAAGUUUAGCAUUCCGGUAGUAGAUUUUCAAGGCUUGGGAAAAAGUACAGCUGAACAGGCUGAUAUUGUUCGCGAAAUAAAGGAUGCUUGUGAAAACUGGGGAUUUUUCCAGAUUGUCCACCAUGAAAUCCCAUCAAAUGUCAUGGAAAAAGUACUAGAAGGCAUUCGCCAUUUUCACGAGCAGGAUUCUGAGAUGAAGAAAGAGUUCUACUCUCGUGAUGUUACGAGGAAGGUCACGUACAAUAGCAAUUUUGAUCUACUCAAAUCACCAACAGCUAACUGGAGAGAUACCAUAUACUGUGUCAUGGCUCCUAAUCCUCCUGAUCCCAAAGAAAUUCCCGAGGUUUGCAGACAAGUUUUGACCGAAUACACGGAGUACAUCACGAAACUGGGACGUACUCUAUUUGAGCUACUCUCCCAGGCUCUAGAACUCAAAUCAAAUCACUUGAAAGACAUGGAUUGUGCCGAGGGGCUUUUUGUAGCUGGCCAUUAUUAUCCGGCGUGCCCUGAACCAGAUCUCACUUUAGGCCUUAGCGGUCACACAGAUAGUGGCUUCUUGACCAUUGUAUUACAGGAUCAAAUUGGUGGACUCCAAGUCUUUCAUAAAAAUCACUGGGUUGAUGUUCCUUUCUUACCUGGAGCUCUAAUAGUGAACAUUGGAGAUCUUAUGCAGCUCAUCACAAAUGACAAGUUCAAAAGUGUUCUUCACAGAGUUCUAGUGAAAAAUGUUGGACCAAGAAUCUCAAUGGCAAGUUUUUUCAGAAUGCAUUUUCAAGAAGGCAGCGAAUCGAGACUAUAUGGUCCAAUCAAGGAGUUGUUAUCCAACGAAAACCCUCCAAUCUACCGGGAAACAAGCCGAAAAGAGUAUGUCACACGUUUAUACAACAAAGGGCUCGAUGGAACUUCUUUAUUAUCACAUUUUAAGUUACAGAAUAGUCUGCUAUGUCAUCUCACCAUCGUAUAUAUUCAUGUUCGUGUUGCAUUCUGUUUCAGAAUAAUUGUCGUAGAAAUGUUCUUUCUACAUGACUUUUCAAAAGGAAAGCCACACACUAGUCAACACUAUCAGCGACACUUUUAAUUUUGUC
Lycium ferocissimum is the source of this 1446-nucleotide messenger RNA. Its product is annotated as 1-aminocyclopropane-1-carboxylate oxidase homolog 1-like. The coding region runs from base 168 to 1439 and encodes 423 amino acids. NCBI's taxonomy places the organism in Eukaryota, Viridiplantae, Streptophyta, Magnoliopsida, Solanales, Solanaceae. The record is from RefSeq and is a predicted model, not a curated record. The transcript is spliced from 3 exons.